UUCGAGUUACGCAUGAAGCGCAUGUGCAUCAUUUGUCUUUGUUGUUUACCAAUUAAUAAAGAAGGAUAAAACGAUACAUCAUGCGUUUCAUGCGUAACUCGGAACGCACCCUUGAACGCGCUCAGUGACAUCUACCGGCUGGAAUAGUUUGGCAUAUAGUUUAGCAUCACCGGUAAACGUAAUCAACAAGGUUAUUGUCGGUUAUUGUACAAUUUUCCAUAAUUUUUGUGAAUAUUUAUCAGUGUACUCAGAUAUUGGAAGGUUCUGUUACUAUAAUCGAAAAUGAGUAAAGCACAUCCACCAGAGCUUAAGAAAUACAUGGAUAAAAGAUUAUCCCUAAAGUUGAAUGGUGGCCGGCGUGUUGUUGGAAUAUUGAGAGGUUUUGAUCCAUUUAUGAACAUGGUCAUAGAUGAAAGUAUAGAAGAAUGCAAGGACGGUACUAAAAACAAUAUAGGAAUGGUGGUAAUUCGUGGCAACAGCGUCAUAAUGUUAGAAGCUUUGGAUCGAAUAUAAUACAUAUUUUACUAGAACUUAUCUCUAUCUUAUCUGUAUCUUAAAUAAU
Messenger RNA from Trachymyrmex cornetzi, 562 nucleotides. RefSeq names its product small nuclear ribonucleoprotein G (gene SNRPG). Gene Ontology annotation, molecular function: RNA binding. The record is from RefSeq and is a predicted model, not a curated record. Gene Ontology annotation, cellular component: U2-type prespliceosome; P granule; SMN-Sm protein complex. Bases 283 to 513 code for a protein of 76 amino acids. Lineage: Eukaryota; Metazoa; Arthropoda; Insecta; Hymenoptera; Formicidae. The transcript is spliced from 4 exons. Gene Ontology annotation, biological process: mRNA splicing, via spliceosome; spliceosomal snRNP assembly.